Messenger RNA from Epinephelus moara (kelp grouper), 8259 nucleotides. It is a transcript of the gene tyro3, whose product is annotated as TYRO3 protein tyrosine kinase. The record is from RefSeq and is a predicted model, not a curated record. The transcript has 19 exons. The coding region runs from base 355 to 3054 and encodes 899 amino acids. Gene Ontology annotation, biological process: protein phosphorylation; cell surface receptor protein tyrosine kinase signaling pathway; nervous system development. Gene Ontology annotation, cellular component: signaling receptor complex. Gene Ontology annotation, molecular function: ATP binding; protein binding; transmembrane receptor protein tyrosine kinase activity. Lineage: Eukaryota; Metazoa; Chordata; Actinopteri; Perciformes; Serranidae.
CAGAGCCGCUGAGCAGCUGAAUGUGUGGAAGUGUUCGCGGUCUGAUAACAAACUUUACAUGAACUCUGUGCGGUUUAAUCUGCGGCCGGAAACACAAACUUUAGUUUUUAUCAGUUUUAUAAACUCUCUGUUUCCGGUGGGAAAAACUCUCCUCCAUGAAUUCAGCCCUUUAUCCUCCAAACUGCUGCCUCCAGUCUCGCUCCUUCCUCCGGUGGAAAUCCUGUUUGUCCAGCUGGAAAUGAGGCUUCAGUGAAGGGAGUGGGAGCCCGAGCCGAGCCGGACCGAGCCGAGCUGACCCGGUUCAUUAAUGUGAGCGACGGUUUAAAAACAUCCUCCGUCAGAAAUAAUGAGAAGAUGAAGCUGCUUCUGUGGAUCCUACUGGUUUUACUGGGGACUCAUGAAGGGACCUGUGGGAACGGUGUGUUGUUCACGAAGCAUCCGUCCAAUCAGACGGUCACUCAGGGGAAUGCCGUGAGGCUCGGCUGUGCUGUUCAGGGAGUGAUGGAGCCGGACAUUGUGUGGAUGAAGGACGGAGAGAAACUUUACAGCACCGACCAGAUGUUCAUCACACUGGGAGAGCAGCACUGGGAGACAUACCACAGUGUGAAGUCGGUCCAGCAGCAGGACGCGGGUCAGUACUGGUGUGAGGUUGAGUUCCACGACCUGACGUUCUCCUCUGAGCGAGCCUGGAUCACAGUGGAAGGUGUCCCUCACUUCAUCCAGGAGCCGCAGGACGUGGCCACGUUCCCAAACGUCCCCUUCAACCUCACCUGUGCUGCCGUCGGCCCCCCCGAGCCUGUGGAGGUGCUGUGGUGGCUGGGUGGAGUCCAGGAGGGAGAGCCCAGACCGUCCCCCUCCGUCCUCCACGUCCAAGGAGUGAACAGCAGUGUGAAGUUUUACUGUGAAGCAAAGAACACCAGAGGGAUCUCCGUCUCCAGAACAGGAACCGUCCACAUUAAAGUGUUGCCGGCAGCACCAGUCGGGCUGCAGGUCCUGAGGAUGGUGGACAACAACGUCACAUUGUCAUGGAAACCAGGAUUCACAGGACACUCUGAGCUGUCCACCUGCGUCCUCCAGCUGUCGAGGCGUUCAGUGCGGAGGUGGGACCUCCCUCAGCAGGAGUUUCAGGUUCCUCCUCACCUCCAGGUCCUGUCUGGUUUGAGGAGUCACUCCAACUACAGCGUCAGAGUGUCCUGUGUGAACGAGGUGGGGGCGUCGCCCUUCAGCCCCUGGCUUCACUUCCUGACGCCUGAGUCAGUGCCAUCGGCGGCCCCCAGGAACCUGACGUUUGAGCUUUCGGAGCAGCAGCUGGCUCUCAACUGGGCUCCGCUGCAGGAGGAGGAGCUGCAGGGGAAACUGUUGGCCUACAAGGUGCAGUGGACUCUGGGAGGAGAGCCACAGGUGAGAGGUCAAAGGGAGCCGCUGCUGUUCAAGGAGAGCUGGGCUCAGCUGUCAGGAGGAGGACGCUUCUUCAACGCCUCCUUCCAGGUGUCGGCGUGCACCUCCGUGGGCUGUGGACCCUGGAGCCCCCCGGUGCUGGUGCUGCCCGCCUCAGUGCAGGUCCAGGCGCAGCGGAGCCACAUGUGGGUCGGCCUGCUGCUCGGCCUGCUGGUGGCCACCAUCGUCGGACUGCUGCUCACCAUCAUCGCUCACCGCCGCGGCAAAGAGACGCAGUUUGGUUCGGCCUUCAAGCCUCCAGGUCCUGAGAGCUCCGUCUCGUUCACGGCAGCUCGAUCCUUCAACAGAAACUGUGUUGAGCUGCAGGAGUCCACAUUGGACAGUCUCGGUAUAAACGAUGACCUGAAGAACAAACUGCAGGACGUCCUGAUCCCAGAGAGGCUGCUGACACUGGGUCACAUGCUGGGGAAAGGUGAGUUCGGCUCGGUGCGUGAGGCGUUCCUGAAGACGGAGGACUCGUCUGUCCAGAAGGUGGCGGUCAAAGUACUGAAAUCUGACAUCACUUCGUCAGGUGACAUCGAGCAGUGUCUGAAGGAGGCGGCCUACAUGAAGGACUUCCACCACCCCAACGUCAUCCAGUUAAUCGGAGUGAGUCUUCACCGACGUCCUGGUCAGCGGCUGCCGAUCCCGAUGGUGGUUCUUCCGUUCAUGAAGCACGGAGAUCUGCACACGUUCCUGCUGCUGUCUCGACUCGGAGAACAUCCAUUUGACCUGUCUCUGCAGACGCUGCUGCAGUUCAUGUUGGACAUCUCUCGGGGGAUGGAGUACCUGAGCAGCAGGAGCAUCAUCCACAGAGACCUCGCUGCCCGAAACUGCAUGCUGAACGAGAACAUGACGGUGUGUGUGGCGGACUUCGGCCUCUCUAAGAAGAUCUACAGUGGAGAUUAUUACCGACAGGGCUCCGUCUCUAAACUUCCUGUCAAGUGGAUCGCUCUGGAGAGUCUCGCCGACAAUGUGUAUACCACACAGAGCGACGUGUGGGCGUUUGGCGUGACGAUGUGGGAGAUCAUGACCCGAGGUCAGACUCCAUACCCCGGCGUGGAGAACUCGGAGAUCUAUGAGUUUCUGAUCAAAGGAGAGCGACUGAAGAAACCUCCAGACUGCAGAGAUGACAUUUAUGAGAUCAUGCACAGCUGCUGGAGUCCCGUCCCCAAAUGUCGUCCCAGUUUCCAACAUCUGGUCAUCCAGCUGGAGGCGCUGUGGCUCAGCCUGUCCCCCACCCCCCCACUGAAGGAGCCUCUGCUCUACGUCAACCUGGAGGGGGACGACAGGGAGCCAGGUGGAGGAGGGGCGGUCGGGGUCAGGGCCCCAGGGCCAGAGGAGGCUACAGCGACAGCAGCAGCCGGGCCCACAAGCUGGAGCGUCCCUUGGCAGCGCAAGGCGGAGGACGAGGAGAAGGACUGGCUGAUGGUGGGGUCAGGGGCGGCGCUCGCCAUCGGAGGAGACUACAGGUACAUCAUCGGCCCCUGUGGGGCCCCCGAGGAGGAAGAGGAGGAGGAGGAAGGUGUGGGCGGAGGAGGAAGGAGGGGGGAGUUGAUGGACACGUUACAGGAAGAGGUCAGAGAUGAAGAGGAUGAUGUGGUCAUUAAUGUCUGACCAAUCACAGCACUCCUCCUCUCACCCGAUAGGACAUCUAACUGAGCUCAUUAGUCAGCUGAUCAGAGAGGGACGCUCACUUUAUGGCACGGAGCAGCAGCAGGCGGGUGGAGACUGAUGAAGGUACAAACUGUCACUCAUCACAAUCAGUACCUGGAAUACACACCGAUACUCUGGUACUCUGAUUACUGCUGAUACUCUGAUUACUGCUGAUACUCUGAUUACAGCUGAUACUCCGAGUACUUCCUUAGGUCAGUCUCAUCUUUCCUUUGAGAUGUCUUUUCAAAGGAAUACUGUAACAUUGUGGUAACUAUACUAAUAUAUACUGAGAGUGAAUUAAAUUAAACUUUAUGUCACUGUGACGUGUUAGCGUAGCUUAGCACAAAGACUGGAAGCAGGGGGAAACUGUUAGCCUCUGUCAAAGCUAAUACAUCUUCUUAUAAAGCAGAUAUUUAACCCCUCACUGACCGUCUGGAUGCAGCCGGCUGUGUGUUAAAUCCUCAGUCUGAAGGUGGAUCACUCACUGAGCUUCACUAUGUGGACAAAAGUAUCUGGACGCUCACUUUAUAGAUGAGCCCUAAAUGAGUUUAAAAUCUCUUCCUCUUACAUUAACUCGCUUUUUUGUCAUAUCAUUCCUUUAUUAAAAUGCAGACACAAAGUAGCACAAAUAUAGAUAGAAAACAAACAGCUGUCAGAAGGAGAUGUGUACAUACCAAUCAGAAUUAUAUAAUUAAUCAAGCCAGCUGGAGGUGGCAUGUAGUUACCAUGGAGACGACUGAAACCUCACUAAUUUAUGUGGAAUGUCGCUCAUCAAAAAUGUCAAGCGCCUUGCUGUGAAUCAGCCUCACAGCAGAGGAGUUGAGUCUGUAAUAUAUUUUAAAAUGUAAAUGUAUCUGUGUUAAUAUGUGACUGUUUCCAGUCUGACACUGAGGUCACUGAUGGAGGUCAAACCCGUCAGAUGUCUCCACAAUUUGACUGCGGAGAGAUCAUAAAUUAAUUUGGUCUAAUAGUGCAAGUUUAGCUGAAGCUGUUUGACGUGCUGGGACUUUGAAAUUGUCGACUAAACAAAGUUUGGCUCCAGACACAGUGUUUAAAUGUUUGUUGUUAAUACUGUGUUCCAUUAAAGCACAUUAUAAACUGAAAUGAUGGGCCGUGAAGGCAUCACCUGCAUUAUUAUCUGAUCAUAUUGACAGGAAGUGAAGGGGCCACUGAGGUAGACUAUUUGUUUUUGCCUGGCACAGAUUCUGGUCUUCUUCCCCACAUUCCCAUGUGCCUAUUAUUUCAUACUUGGGUCACAUGAUAUUUCUUGUUGAUCGUGAGCAGUGUGAGUGUUUCUGUUCUGUGUCAGGAGUUGAGGGGAUUUGUGACCUUUUCACAGACAAAUAACUUGACAGUAUUUUUUUUUCAUACAACUUUAUUCAGCUUUAUUCAAAUUUCUGAUCAGCAGCGUUAGUCAGGUUUCACGUCUGUACGUCAAACUUAUGUAUUUUCCAUCCUGGACUCUAUUUUCUCAUGUUUGUGUGUCAAAGUGACUAAUGAGAACAACUGUUUUUGAAACUGGUCCAGUACUGAGAGAGCACAGCAUGGUCAUGUUCACACCGUCAGUGUAUGUCCACUAAAAGUGCUUUUGUCACUGACAGGCUCAGAUUGUUAUUUUAGUGUCUGACAACAUUGUGGAAAGGAUCCCUACAGAGAUAGAGCUUUGUGUUAAAGAGUAAGAUCCUUUUUGUUUAACCAGAAACAGCAAUGAAAUCACCAAACCGACCAGACUCCAUUUAAAUGAACUAAUUUUAGCAUGUAUAGUGGCAGCAUGUUUUCACAUGUAACUGGGUGAAUUAAGGGUUAAUUUAAGCCAAACAAGAGUUGGUGAUUAAUGGAACAGUGAAAAGAUGGACCAAGGCUGUUUUGUGAGUUCUAUUUAGUUUCUGUCAACUUUGAAUGAAGUGUCUUUUAUGAUGAUAAAAUUCCUCUUUAUUUAAAUGGAGUCUGGUGGGUUUGGUGAUGGUGAUUUUGGGGCUGUUUCUGGUUAAACUAAAAGGAUCUUACUCCUUAACAAAAAGGUCUAUCUCUGUAGGGAUCCUUUCCAUAAUGUUCUCAGACACUUAAAAUCACAAUCUGAUCCUGUCAGUGACAAAAACACUUUCAGAAGAAGUACAUUGACAGUGUGAACAUGACCUAAGUGGUUACAUUGCAGCUUGUUACACAACUUCAGCGCUCACUCUUUAUACUGGACCAGUUUCAUAACUGUUGAUCCCAUCAGUCACAAAAACGUAAGAAAAAAAGAAUCCAGGUUAAAAAAUACAGAAGUUAUCCUUUUGUUAGUGAAGCAGGUUAGAAUUAUAGUCUGAAUCACAGCAUUCCUGAUGGUUUUCUUUAAUUUACUGAUGAAUCAACUGAAAAUUAAUCUGCUACUAUUUGAUAAACAAUUAAUCAUUCAAAUAAAUGUUUUAAAUUUGCUGACUGCAGCUUCUCUGCUAUAAAAAGGAGCUUUUCUUUGUCUUACAUUAGGCUACAUUGAAAAUCAUCAGUAACGUGCCCUCAGAUCAAAACGUGAAAAUGCUGAAAUUUGACAUUUUCCCUUUAAUUGAAGGUUUAAAGUGAGAUUAUGUAACUUUUGCUGACUGACAGCUACUGUAUUGGUCAUGAGUGAUGAUUACAUGUCAAUGAUUCACGGUAAAACACGAUGUAACGGUAACAAAAGUCAAACAGACUCAAUUACGACAUACAUCUGUCUAAUGUUAGCUAACAUUGGCCACAUAAGCUGCUGGUCAUACCAGACUAGGGAUGUCAGUUUUGGUUGAUUUUGCUUUCAACAGCCUGACAUCCAUUAACUGGUAACUAACAGGUUAAUUUAUUAAGAAAAGAAAUGCAAAAUGAUGUGAAAUACAGGAGGCCUUUAUUUUAGCUUGGCGCACCAUUGACUCAGUGAGCGUUAGCGUCGCAUUUCAAACCUUUUCGCACUGGUGAAAUUUUAAUUUUUGUAAUGUAUGUCUUGCCUUUUAUUAUAUUUUCUGUUAGCUUUGCUGACAGACAGCAGGCCAGUCACAUUAACACAUGGAACUAUAGUGCCCACUGCCCACCCUCUGGUCUCCACUGGUUGGCUAACGUUAGCCUCAGUUGCUCUGCAUUAAGCAGCAGCCAUGUUGGGCGGGAGCUAGCUAGUGGAGCUACUUGUUGGGGGAUUAUGGAAACAUGGUGGUCACCCUCUGCUCUCACCCAGGUCACCCCGCUGAGUAAACAGCUUCAUUUUGAGCUGCAAAACAACUUAAGCAUGGCUAACUAUGUUAGAGCCACUUGCUGUGCUGACACUGCUAACGGUGCUAACAGUGAUAGUUAAAAAUUCUGAAGGGGUUUUGCAGCUCAAAACUGAAUUGCUCACUCACUGGGGCGACUUGAGGUGAGACCGGAGGGUGGCCACCAUGUUUCCACAGCAAUAGUGUUGGUUCGGGGCGGUGUUCAUAGCGGUAAUCGCCAACUGCUAGCUAACAUUAGCUCCCACCAGACCUGGGUGGUGUGCAGUGCAGUAAACUGAAGAGUAUUAGAAUUGACCUCUAGACUGACGUUUAACAGGUUGAAAGACUUCUCUGCAGGUUAACUGUUAACUAUUCUAUAACAGACCGUCUGAGGCAGCAUGUGUUUGUGUUGAUGUGUUGGGGUUGUAAGUGUCACCGCUCUUGUAGCUAUGACACUGAUGAAGACAGAUAAAUAAUUUUUAUAUGGUUAAAUGCUCUGCUGAUAUGACUUGUCUUUAAUAUGUAGAGCAGAAUCAAUGAGAUUAAUUAAGAAUAAUAAUUGGGGACAAAUGAUGAAGUUAUUUUAAGCACAGUUGUCAAGAUGUUGCUGGUUCCAGCUUCUGUUUUAGUUUCAAUGUGAAUAUAGGCAGGGUUGUUUUUUCCUGCCAUGGUGGAAUGGUGAAAACAAACAAAAAAACAAACAAACAUUUGAGGACGUCUCUUGGCCGAAAACAAUAGAAAAUUUACACUUCUAGACAUAUUAGUUAAACGAUAAUUAAAAUUAUCAUCCAAGCUGGCACCAGACAUCAGGAAGACGCUGGACAGAUGUAAAAUUUCAAUUAGAAUGAAAACUGGGUCGAGGAUAUUUUGAGUGUCUAACAGCGUUAGAAUUUCAUGUUGUGUGGAUAUUAGCAUGAUGUUUUACAGACAUUUGGGGUUUUGUUCUCAUACAUUAUAACUAAAUGUUGUUACUCUAUGUAUAGAUGAUGUUGGCAUGAGGUGCUUAGAAGACAUUGGGUCAUGGUUACCAAACAACACAACUUAAAACCAACAAAAUAUUAAUGUCAUCUGUCGCCAGUAUUCCACAUCACAUUAACAUUAGAUGUUUUGAAGUUGAAUUUUGGUCACCUGAUGUCACAACCUAAAUUCAAAUCAUCAUCAUCAUCAUCUAAUGAUGUUGGUGACCAGCUGGAAUUGCAGCCAUAUAAUAAUAUAGUUCCUUCAUUUUAUCUUAAAUUAAAACUAAGUUUUAAGGCCUUAAUUAUUUGAGUUUAUUUUGUGCUAAUAUGGUGCAUUUCAGUAAAUACAUAUUUGUUUAAUAAAUACACAGUGUACAGAGGGUGGGUGUGAUCGGGGGGGGGGGCCUUUGGGGGCCCAUGGCACAUUGUUGCCCCGGGGCCCCUGCAGUGGUUUAAUCCGGCCCUGCUGUAUAUAAUGUUGUGCAUUUGAAUUCUGCUGCUCUACUUGUACAUUUCCAGACCGUCUAACAUCAAAAUGAAGCUGUUAAUAAGAUUUUAAUUACUUGAAGCAUUUCAUGGGAACACUGUAAAAACUGCACUAGACACGUUCUCCUUUAGAAUACCACUAAACCAGAUGUUGUAUAUUUGAGUCAGAUGUACUAUAAAGAUGUAAUUAUGUAUUUUAGAAAUCUGGGAUGUUUUAUUGAUCCUGGGCGUGAAGUUAACCAGUUCAUAUGUUGCUGGUGUCUGAUGUUAAUUUCCUGCCCUGAUGUUUGAAUUUAACUUUCCCUUGACGUGUUUGUCUGCACCACUCGUGUCGGGAUAUCAAGGGACUGACUGUAUGUUUUAAUGUAUCUCAUGUUUUGUAUGUUGAUGUAUAAAACCCUCAUAGAGGUCAAACCCAGGGGCUGAUGUCACGUCCUUACCUGUCUGUCUACCACUGACUUCAGAUCUGUACAGAGAGCACAUGUGAGACUCUUUUGACAAAGGAAUAAAGUGUUAUUUGCAUCACA